AUGCCUGCCGCCAAUCCGGUCCUGAUUCAAGACCUCCCGCGGUCUCGUAAUGAACCACCCCCACUCUUCCUCAUUCACGAUGCCAGUGGCUUAUUGACUAGCUAUUUCAAAGUCGGCACACUAGGCCGGCGCGUUUACGGAAUAUGGGACCCCAAGUUUGAUGCCGAUGGCAUCGGCGGCUGGCAAAGCGUAAAGGAUAUCGCCGAAGCUUACAUCCGCCUCAUCAAGCGAGUGAUGCUAAGAGGCGAGAUUGUACUUGGAGGCUGGUCGUUUGGCGGAGUGUUGUCAGUUCAGAUCGCGCACAUGCUGGCAACGUCAGGCAGAGGCCUUCGCGUCUCUCGAAUCAUCCUGAUCGACUCCGUCUACCCCAGGUGCCCGCGACCGGAGGCCCAAAAAGAGCCAGCGAAGCUGCAUCACGCGCCGGCAUUGCCCGGCGUGAACCAAGAGACUCGAGACAAGCUCAUGACGGCGCUUAUGAGAGCAACAUGCCUCUCCGAUCAGUGGGAUCCCCCGUCGUGGUCUAUGCCGAGGACCGGACUGCUUGGGACUGCUCGCUCGUACGGUGUCGAUCCGACGCCGCCACAUGCUGUGCUUAUUAGAGCAAAGGAUAUGGUGCCGAUGGCUGAUCCGGGGGAGAAGUGUCCGUUGGAUAGGACCAGGUUCUUGCCGCAGCUGGGCUGGGAAGAUAUGCAAGAGGGUUUCGUGGAGCGUGUGAUAGAGACGUCUGGAAAUCAUUACAGCGUUUUCGAUUCUGAGCAUAUUGAUACCGUCACGGCACAUAUCAGAAAGAGCCUAGACAUGAUCUUAGAUUAG
Molecule: messenger RNA, 813 nt
Organism: Colletotrichum karsti
Lineage: Eukaryota; Fungi; Ascomycota; Sordariomycetes; Glomerellales; Glomerellaceae
Product: thioesterase domain containing protein
Exons: 3
Coding region: 1-813 (270 amino acids)
Biological process (GO): biosynthetic process
Source: RefSeq, a predicted model, not a curated record